AAGAUGAAAGUCUGUACUCCUCUCACUGUUGUCUUGGCUCUGAGUCUGUGCAGUGACUGUGCAAGGAUGCACCACAAAUCUGGGGCAGGAAGAGGCUCAAAGCAUGGGUUCACUCGCCCACAAGUGUUUACAGAGGAUGGGCAUUUAUGCAAAUUUCCUUUCCGGUUUGGUGGAAGGUUUCAUCACAAAUGUAUAUCAAACUCAUUUUCCAGAAAGAAAUGGUGUGCAACAACACAUAAUUUUGACCGGGACCAGAGAUGGGGACACUGUGAUCUUUCAUCCAGAGACCACACAGAUCACUGUGCAAACAACCCCUGCCAAAAUGGAGGGACCUGUUCUCUCACUCAUAGGAUGUACCACUGUACCUGUCCUGAGGAAUUCACGGGCGAGGACUGCCAGCUGAAGAAAUGUUUUGACAACAACCUCUAUGAAUUCUUUGAUGUGGGUGUGAGCUGGUCAAGAGCCCGACAAGGAGUAGUGGAGCAGUGCCUGUGUGUGAACAGCGAGAUCGAGUGUGUGCCUGUGGAACACGAAAAUUGUGUUCAUGAUCCUUGCAUGAAUGGUGGAGAGUGCAAGAUGAUUACCUCCACUGGGAAAACAGUAUGUGAUUGCAAAGAAAAUUUUGCAGGGAAGUAUUGCAAUAUUGUCCCAAGCCAACGGUGCUACAUUGGCAAUGGCACAGAUUACAGAGGUACAGCCAAGACAACCAUUUCUGGACACAGCUGCUUGCCUUGGAAUUCAGACCUGCUUUACCAAGAGCUUCAUGUUGACAGCAUUGGGAAAGCAGUGCAGCUUGGCCUGGGGCCAUUUCCUUACUGCAGAAAUCCAGAUGAUGAUGACAAGCCCUGGUGUUACAUCAUGAAGGACAACAGUUUGUCUUGGGCGUAUUGUGACAUUCCAACUUGUGCAAGCAGGGAAAGAAGGCCACCAGUCCCAGACAAAGUAGAUAAUUCUGCAAAUACCAAAAGACCAUGUGGAAGAAGACAUAAAAAAAGAAGUUUUGUGAGACCUAGGAUUGUUGGGGGAUCUUCAUCUCUGCCUGGAUCUCACCCCUGGACAGCAGCUAUAUAUAUUGGAGACAGUUUCUGUGGUGGAAGCCUGGUUCAGACCUGCUGGGUUGUGUCAGCAGCACACUGCUUUGCUAACAGUCCACUAAAAUCCACUAUUAGAGUAGUUCUGGGUCAACAAAUAUUUAAUAAAACGACUGAUGUAACACAGACAUUUGAAAUAGAGAAAUACAUCUUGCAUCCUCAGUAUUCCGUGUUCAAUCCUAUUGACCAUGAUAUUGCUUUGAUUAAACUGAAGAAAAACGGCCAACGUUGUGCUGUCAAGUCCCAGUUUGUUCAACCCAUCUGCCUGCCUGAAAGUAACACUACUUUCUCUAACCAGUUUAAAUGUCAAAUUUCUGGAUGGGGACACAAGCAUGAAAAUAUAUCUGGUUAUUCAGAUGUCCUGCAAGAAACACUGGUUCCACUUAUUUCAGAGGAGAAGUGCAGAAGUCCUGAAAUUUAUGGAAGAGAACUCACAGAAAAUAUGUUCUGUGCUGGCUACUUCGAUAGCAAAUCUGAUGCUUGUCAGGGAGAUUCUGGUGGACCUCUGGCUUGUGAGAACAAUGAUGACAUCUCUUACCUCUAUGGAAUUAUCAGCUGGGGAGAUGGCUGUGGCAGAGUCAACAAACCUGGAGUAUACACAAAAGUGACAAACUAUGUAAAGUGGAUUAACGAGAAAAUUUUCCCCCGAAAAACUAGUUGAACAGUUAAAUAAACUAACACUUGAAGCAGGGUUCAGAAA
Molecule: messenger RNA, 1791 nt
Organism: Catharus ustulatus (Swainson's thrush)
Lineage: Eukaryota; Metazoa; Chordata; Aves; Passeriformes; Turdidae
Gene: HGFAC
Product: HGF activator
Exons: 14
Coding region: 4-1752 (582 amino acids)
Biological process (GO): zymogen activation; blood coagulation
Cellular component (GO): rough endoplasmic reticulum; extracellular region
Molecular function (GO): calcium ion binding; serine-type endopeptidase activity
Source: RefSeq, a predicted model, not a curated record